Molecule: messenger RNA, 1024 nt
Organism: Porites lobata
Lineage: Eukaryota; Metazoa; Cnidaria; Anthozoa; Scleractinia; Poritidae
Source: the annotation of a GenBank genome assembly
AUGGCGGCAUAUUUUCGAAAUGAUGGUUGGAAAGAAGACAUCGUUCUCAAAGAAGAAAUGGCUAAAUAUGUAAAACAGGGUUUUCAACGGAGAGAAAUGUUAGAUUUUUUGAAAAGGGAUUUUGCCCAAUAUGCAUGGAGCCUUCGCACUGUCGACAGACGCCUUCGUCACUUUGACAUACAGUACAAUGACAAAAAUGUGUCGGUGGAGGAAGUUAAAGAUGUUGUAAAAAAGGAGCUUGACGGACCAGGAAAACUGUUAGGAUACAGAGCAAUGCACCGAAAAGUCCGACAAGUUCAUGAUCUCAAUGUUCCACGAGAUUUAGUUCAUGCGGCAAUGUAUGACCUCGACCCGAAGGGUCUGGAAGCCCGUGGACCAGUUGGCAAAAAGAAAACGAUCCCCAAGGGAAGUUUUACAACAAAAGGCCCUAACUGGGUCCAUUCACUAGAUGGCCAUGAUAAACUAAUGGGCUACCGAAACAGCACUUUCCCAUUAGCAGUAUAUGGCUGCAUCGAUACUGCUAGUAGAAAGCUGUUAUGGCUGCGGAUCUGGGUCACUAACAGCGACCCCAAGGUAAUUGGCCGUUGGUAUUUGGAGUAUUUAUAUGAGGCUAGAAUUAUGCCUUCAAUGAUAAGGCUGGACAGAGGAACAGAGACCGGCACGAUGGCAACGAUACAUGGCUUCUUGCGAAGAAACCAUGAUGAUAUGGAUGACCCAUGUGAAUCGAUCAUUUACGGGCCAUCGACAUCAAAUCAAGUAAGCACUUAUUUGUUUGUGUACUUUUUUUAUGUAUCGGUUAAAAAGAAGUGUGAAUGCAACUGGAGUUGUCACAUUAGGUUGCUUUUUCUAUGUUUUUGUUUGCAUUAUAGUGCAUAAUCGACCAUUUUUGAUAAUUUUUUUAAAGAUCGAGAGAUGGUGGAGGGAACUCCACGAGAGAAUGGAAAAAUAUUUCAAGGAGCAACUCAACUGGUUAAAGGACCGAGGUCAUUAUAAUCCACAUAGUGAGAGAGACAGGUACAUAUAG